Sesamum indicum (sesame) is the source of this 1633-nucleotide messenger RNA. RefSeq names its product UDP-glycosyltransferase 86A1. Lineage: Eukaryota; Viridiplantae; Streptophyta; Magnoliopsida; Lamiales; Pedaliaceae. Gene Ontology annotation, molecular function: quercetin 3-O-glucosyltransferase activity; quercetin 7-O-glucosyltransferase activity. The record is from RefSeq and is a predicted model, not a curated record.
AAAAAGGAACUUAGGAUAAGAGUAGACGGGUCAUUCUUGAGUUGGAUAUUCAGACAAAAAUGGGUGAGAAAUUUGCAGUGAAGCCACAUGCAAUCAUGAUUUCAGUGCCUUAUCAGGGUCACGCCAACCCAUUUACCCAUCUCGCGAUCAAGCUAGCUUCAAAGGGCUUUACCAUCACUUUUGUUCAUACCCAAGAUGCUCACCAUAGAAUAUCCAAAUCCUACCAGAAGCUUAACAGCACAAGUAGUAGUGACGAGGUCGAUAUCUUCUCGGAAGCUCGUGAUUCGGGCCUUGACAUACGUUACACGACCAUCGCUGAUGGUUUUCCUCUCGAAUUCGACAGAGACCAAAACGUCAACGAGUACUGGGAGUCUAUACUUCAUGAUUUUCCAUCUCGUGUCGAUGAGUUUAUUGGGAAUUUGAUUGAGUCGUUUGAUCCGGAGUUGUUGCCGUUCUUGGUUGCUGAUGCUAUUUAUCCAUGGCCUGCAACAAUUGCGAAGAAGUACAACCUAGUAAAUGUCUCCUUCUGGACAGGGCCAGCGGCAGUGUUGGCCAUUAAUUAUUAUUUCUUCGAUCAUCUUAGAGCAAAUGGACAUUUUCCACCUACAGAUGAUCCCUUGUACUCCAUUGAUUACAUUCCUGGAGUUGAAUCGAUUAGUAGCAAGGACUUGAUGCCGUAUCUUCGAGAAGCGGACACCACAACAAUCGUUCACAAGGUUCUUCUGAGGGUAUUCGAGGAGGUUAAGAAGGCAGAUUUCAUCUUACACAACACACUACAAGAACUAGAACAGCACACUCUAUCAACCCUGAACCAAAAACAGCCAACAUAUGCAAUAGGGCCUGUCAGCUUUUCUCCUGACUGUAUCAAAACCCGCGUUUCCAAGAGCCUGCUCUUUGAAAUAGAUUGCUCCAAAUGGCUUGGAUCAAAGCCUCCCAGCUCAGUCUUGUAUGUCUCAUUUGGUAGCAAUGUUCCGACCAAUAAGCAGGUAAUUGAAGCGAUAGCUCAAGGACUUCUCCUCAGUGAAGUAAGUUUUAUUUGGGUAAUUCGUCCCAAGAUUGUCCGUUCCAUUGAUGACAACAAAAAUGUUUUACCAGCUGGAUUUGAGGAUAAUUUAAAGGAUAAAGGGUUGGUUGUCCCCUGGUGCGAUCAAAAUGCUGUUUUUUCCAAUCCAGCAGUUGGAGGAUUUUUGACGCACUGUGGAUGGAAUUCAAUAUUGGAGAGCAUGUGGUACGGUAUUCCGCUGAUUUGUUAUCCGAUAAUGUAUGAUCAGCCUACUAACCGAAAAUUGGUGGUUGAUGAUUGGAAAAUUGGAGUUAAUCUCUGUGAUGGUGUUUCGGUAGAUGGGGCAGAAAUAGCUUUGAAGAUUAAGCAGCUAAUGUGUGAAAAAACAUCGAUUGGCAUCAGGAAUGAGAUAAUGAAAUUCAGAAGCGUACUGCAUGAUGCUUUGUCUGAGGAGGGAUCGUCCAACAGAAACUUUGAUCAAUUUAUCCAGGACUUAAGACAUAAAAUGCAUGUUGGGAAAGAGAAUGUAUCAUCAACAAUCUAGUUGUUUUUUAAGAAUUGACAAAAUGUCUGAACUACAUAUUUUGACAUUUAGAAAUAUCAUGAUGUCGGAAUAUAACGCAAGUUAAA